Molecule: messenger RNA, 1392 nt
Organism: Drosophila subpulchrella
Lineage: Eukaryota; Metazoa; Arthropoda; Insecta; Diptera; Drosophilidae
Product: ESX-1 secretion-associated protein EspI-like
Exons: 1
Coding region: 1-1392 (463 amino acids)
Source: RefSeq, a predicted model, not a curated record
AUGAGCACACGCGUCACCAGAGCCGAAGCACGCAGGAGGAUGGCGGCCCUCCAGGAACCUCGCCCGGGGCAAGGAUGGUCGGAGACCCGGCCUUCCCGAGCUCCGCGGCGGGCCCUGAAGCGGACCCGCGACGAGGACUCCGCACCAGAACCCGCGGUGAGCUCCGACAGCGACGUGGAGGUGGUCGGCGAUCCCGCCGUCGAGGAGAGAGAGUGGCGACUCCGGAAGGCGGCGGCGGGCGGUCGGAUACCGCGCGGGACGACGGACAUCGGAGGAGCGGAACUCCCGAGGAGCCACUCGGAGGAUGUCUGUCGGGCCACCGAGGAGACUCGGAAACGGUUCCGAGACGGGGAGCCGUUGGACGAGGAGCAGCAGCGGUCGACGGAGGAGGAGGCAAGAUGGCAGGCGCGGCUGCGGCAGGACCACGAGGCGACGGCGGCGCGAUGGCAUGCCGACGGCAGUGGGAGGCACCUGUGGAGGACGCGUGGGAAGUGCCACUCACCCCCAGAUACGCGGCCGAGGAGCGAGGACGAGGACGAGCCAUGCGCGCCAUCCCCUCCGCCGUGGUUGCCCGAGGUACCACCCACUCCCCGCUACGAGGGGGAGUGGCUCACGGACGACGCUCGAGACGGCGACGGAGGGGCACCGUUGGCCACGCCGCCGUGGAGGCCGGUCCAGCCACCCACGCCACGAUACAUCGAGCCACAGCGACCGGAAGAGCACACGCCUAGCGAAGAGGCGACCGCGCAGCCGAUGCCACAACCACAGGAGGAGGAAGCCCACCAGGCACGGGGGGAGGAGCCGUCGGUGGUGCGGACGGAGGUGCCGGCCGCGCACGUGAGCCACAGCACACGGGCGUUCGUGGCCGAGGGUGUGCGGUGGCGGCAGCAGACGCUGGUAUGGACGUGGACCGAGGGGCCCGCGACAGGACCGACGAAGGAGGAGCCCAGGAUAUGGGAGGAGGGGGUACCCAAGGUCAACCCUCGGGACCCCCGGACGAGAAGCCGACAGGAUGCGUGGGUCCCGCCGACACCAAGCACGGGCCCGCCGACACCGGCGACGACGGCAACGACGGGGGAGGCAGAGUCGCUGGAGAAGGGACCGUGGGUGUGGCCCGAGCCACCGGCCACCCAAAGACCUCCGUUGCAGCGGCAAGUUUCGACGCCCGGAUCGACGCGCCCGCGGCCGCAGUUCAUGCGGCAAGUGUCGGCCCCGGAAGAAGGAGGUUGGCGCGAGGUUGCCAGGAGCGAGUGGCCGGAGGGGAUUGAGGAGGCACCCGCGGUCGCGACGGCACGGCGGAAGGGCGGCAGGCGUUGCGUCCUGGUCAACGACGGCGGAAGGAGGUACCGGGUGAGGCUCGGAGUCGCGGGCAUCCGGGUAUUCACACAAUAA